Zea mays is the source of this 2001-nucleotide messenger RNA. RefSeq lists its product as uncharacterized. The transcript is spliced from 10 exons. Lineage: Eukaryota; Viridiplantae; Streptophyta; Magnoliopsida; Poales; Poaceae. Gene Ontology annotation, molecular function: ubiquitin binding. The coding region runs from base 26 to 1708 and encodes 560 amino acids. The record is from RefSeq and is a predicted model, not a curated record.
UGGGGUUUUGGUGUGAUGCGACGAGAUGUCAUCGGGAUCAGGUGCACCAGAUUUGCAUGCCAGCCUUAUUAACCCACAUGGCUUUUUGAAUCGUGGAGUCAUUAGCAAUUGCUGGAAUUGGUGUGCAGUUACGGAAUGGAUUUUGGAACAUGGUGGUGAUCUUAAUCGAGCAAUAAAUUCACAUUUCAAUGAUGGAGACAGCAUAUUGAACGGAAUCAGUCAAAACGCCAUGCCUGCUAGUCGUGAUGAUAUGAUGGACCUGGAUGGACCACUUGAUAAUACAUUUCAAAGAUCUUUGUUGCCAGAGAGUUUCCGUGCCCCUUUUGCUCUAAUGGAUCCAAAUUUCCAGGACCAAUUUUUUGACAGAGUUGGCUCCACUGAUGGUGUCAUUCGUGAACCGCUAGUUUCACAUCCAAGAGAGGUGAGGGAGAUACCUAUCGAAGUUAAGGAUGGUGAUCCUCAAACAGGUUCAUCUGGCCAGGAUGUUACUGGAAAUGAGUCUUCAAAUGGCCCUGAAGUCCCUGAAACUAUCAUAAUUGAUGAUGUGGACGGUGGAUUGUUAUCUGCACCAUCUGUUCCACAUCCUAUUAUUCCUAGCAAUACAUCUACUGUGCCAACUGCUCCUCCAUUGGUUCAUGUUAAUGACUAUGAUGAGGACAUAGAAGAGGAAAUGAUUCGGGCAGCAAUUGAAGCUUCAAAGAAGGAUUCUGAAGGACUGGCAAAUAUAGUCGAGCAAGGAGGCCAGCAUCAAGAGGAAGUGAAUUUGAGGGACCAUUCUUCUGAUAAAGCAGGCAUGGAAACCGCAAAUGGAAUAGUUGAGAGGCAAGGACUAGCUUCAGAAAAGGCUGGAACAUCUAGGCAACCAAUAGAUGACGAGAGCUUCCAGGAGGAGGCUGAAGAUGUAGAAGAACAGCCGUUAGUUAGGCGUCGUUCUCGGCGUGCCCCUUCUGAGGACAAUGAAUUACCAAAAAUAGUGCACCCAGGUGCUAGCCCUGUUCUGAACAAUCACCAGUAUAAUGGAGAUGAUUUCCCAUCUGAGUGGGGUGGCAUUUCUUCUGAGGAACAUGAUGAAGCUGUUAUGCUUGAGGCUGCAAUGUUUGGUGGAGUUCCUGAAGGACCAACAUAUCCUUUCUCUAUGCCUUCUCACAGAACCUCUACUUAUUAUCCCCCAAUAUCUCAUUCUCCAUCACCAGCAUUAACUGAACAGCGGUUAUUACGAGAGCAGCAGGACGAUGAGUACCUUGCAUCGCUACAAGCUGAUCAAGAAAAGGAGUUAAAGGCCCUACAGGAGGCUGAGCUCCGUCGCCUUGAAGAAACAGCUGCGAGAGAAGCUGUUCUUGAGAAACAGAAGCAAGAGGAGGAGGAAAGGCGUAAAAAACAACUUGAGGAAGAGGAACUAGAGUCCAGUCUCACUUCGAAGCAAGCAUCAUUACCACCGGAACCGUCUCCAGACGCAGAGGGUGCUGUGACAGUUGUAGUCCGAAUGCCUGAUGGUAGUCGACAGGGGCGCCGCUUUCUCAAAACUGAUAAACUUCAGUUCCUAUUUGAUUUCUUAGACAUUGGGAGGACUUGCAAGCCAGGGACCUACAGAUUGGUGAGGACAUACCCAAGGCGCACGUUUACCAACAGCGAGGGUGACGUAUCAUUCAGUGAUCUUGGCCUAACAAGCAAGCAGGAAGCCCUGUUUCUAGAGCAGAUCACGGGGUAGAGGAUAAUCGUUAGGCAUGGUUAGAGAUACCACAGCUGGGCAGGAGAAUUUUACACAAAAUACUUGCACCAUAUCGCCAGUGAAAACUCGGUCUGUCAAAUUGGUUGGGUUGGUCGAAGAAAGGUUAAAAAUUCUUUUGUGGCGCCAUGUGUCGUGACGCAUUGCGCUUUGCAUGCAAAUUGGUUGGGUUGGUCGAAGAAAGGUUAAAAAUUCUUUUGUGGCGCCAUGUGUCGUGACGCAUUGCGCUUUGCAUGCUUUACGUUAUUAUAUAUAUGCGUGAUACUUUAUACCUA